CUUCGUCAGCUCUCGCGCGCGUCGGACGCUGGGAUCAUGUGCUCUCUCCGAGCGGUGUCAGCGGCCACAGGCCGCGGUUCUACUGUUUCUGCUCAAGACUACAAGGUUAUUCUGCCCCAACUGCCAACUGGAAAUAUGUCAUUGAACACAGUUUUUCUGCAUUUUGAUGUGUCUGCCAGGCCAUAUCGAAUCAACGACUUCGAGGAAGAAUGUGAGCGACUACAAGUAGUCAAGGAUGUGGUGUCGAUAGGUGCCUACCAGAUGAAUCAUGUCUGGGCAUUGACGACACACUCAAUGGCCGCGAAGCAAGUGCUCGUAGAAGCAAAGGAACUGCGCAUCAAAGGUAAAAGAUGCCUUGUCAUCGAUCCCAACGACAGUCAGGUGAGAGUCAAGCUUCAUUGGCUUCCUUACCAUAUCAGCGAUGAUGCCAUACGAAAAGCGCUGGAACCGUUCGGAAAAGUUGAGGAAGUGAGCAGGGAGACGUGGCUGACCGGGAAAUUCAAGGGAGCCCAAACCUCAUCAAGGUCGGUGAUUUUGAAACUGAAGCACGGAUUUACUGUCGAAAUGCUCCCGCAUCAGAUUCGUAUACAGGGCAGCAAUACUCUUGUAAUUGUGCCUGGAAGACCACCGCUGUGUCUAAGAUGCAAGAGAUCGGGCCAUAUAAGAAAGGACUGUCGUAUUCCGCGUUGUUCUGAAUGCCGCAAGUUUGGCCAUGAAGCCGACGACUGCAGAAAAACAUACGCGACUAUGACACGGGAAGAUGGCGAUAAUGACGUUACAGAGGCGCUCAUGGACGAAGAGGAAGCUGUAGAAACAUUGCAGCCUCGUAACAUUAACCUUUCCUCGUGGGUGCCUGGACCUGAAACACCAGCCACGAAAAAAGGAACUGAGAACGUCGAUUCUCCAGUGAAGGAUGGGGCAGCAGUUUCGCCUGCUGUGUCUCUAAUAACAGAUAAAACUUCGGGGGAGCCGGAACCAAAGUGCAGCGCAGUGUUUGAAGCUCCGUGCCCUUCAGUGCCAGUGGUUUUGGCCACGGCGGCUGAAGUGAUCCACCCAGAAGCAGAACCAGAACGCCCGGAGACGCCAGUGGUGUCUGAAGACGCGGUCCCUCCGAUGGAUACAGACUUUUUGGACCUGGGAGCAGAACGCCCCAAGACGCCAGCAGCGUCUGAAGCCACGGACCUUCCGAUGGACGCGGGGACGCCGGAGGCGUACCUAUCCAUGGAGUCAGAGCCAGAGGACGCAAGCACUAUGGCUGAGAGGAUGCCUGUGCUUUGUUCGGACGAAGAUCAAGGCACGUCAGGGAGGACCGCAGAGAUGAGCAGCACGGUGCCAAAAGCAAGAUCUAACGCGGCGAUGAAGAGGAACCGUGUUAACGCGGCUCCUCGGAAACCGUCCGUGGAGAAACGUCACAAGCGUACCUUGUGA
Dermacentor silvarum is the source of this 1428-nucleotide messenger RNA. RefSeq lists its product as uncharacterized. Gene Ontology annotation, molecular function: zinc ion binding; nucleic acid binding. NCBI's taxonomy places the organism in Eukaryota, Metazoa, Arthropoda, Arachnida, Ixodida, Ixodidae. The transcript has a single exon. The coding region runs from base 37 to 1428 and encodes 463 amino acids. The record is from RefSeq and is a predicted model, not a curated record.